Aureobasidium uvarum is the source of this 3444-nucleotide messenger RNA. NCBI's taxonomy places the organism in Eukaryota, Fungi, Ascomycota, Dothideomycetes, Dothideales, Saccotheciaceae. The record is from the annotation of a GenBank genome assembly.
AUGUCUACUGCACCGCCACGGGGCUCGCUGUUGCGCACGGCGUCGGCUGAACAAGUAUCGCUACAACACCCGUCGCCCGGCCUGGAGAGCCUGCAGGGCGCAUACAUCAAGAACGUCGAGCGGCUGGAGCAGUCGGCAGAAGAGAUGAGCCAGGGGGGAAGCGACAUUGGCGACGAGAUUCGCAGGAUGAAACAGGAACAGGACCGGGCCUCAUUACGGUCGAGCAGCAUCUCGGUCGCCUCUGAGUCGCCGUCAGGCCCACGUGAAGGCCGCCAGCCGAGCAUCGACAGAGUCAUCAGCACCCGCAGCCGCAGCCGCAACCACUCGACGUCCAGCUACGCAAACUCGAUUGUCGACGUCAACACCCACGCCCGCUGGGGAGGCUACUCGCCCGGAGGAUACAUCACCAGUCCCGCCGUCUCGCGCGUCAGCAGCUUCCACCGUCCCUCGGGCAUGCCCGAGCCCGUUCAGGAGGGCCGUCCGCUGGACUCGCCCCUGGCCUCGCCCACGAGCUACUCGAGUCCGCGUCGCCAACCCUCACACUACUCGCUUGCACCCACCGUAGAAGAUGUCGAGUUGCUCGACGGACAAGCAAGACGCAUCGACGACGUCGACAAGACCCCUGAGCCGGAGCAUCAAGAGUGGGACAAGGCGAGCAGACGCCUCUCAGACCUCGACGAGCUGAGCCACUAUUCGCAUGAUGGUCAACAACACUUUGACGAGCAAGAUGAGCAGAGCCAUUACUCGCAGCCGGACCAACAGAGCCACUAUCCUCAACCCGACCAUACAAGUCACCACUCGCAGGACGAUAGACAGCUCCCCCAGCAGCAGACAUAUUCUCACCAGCACAAAGUUAGCCAGGAGGAGGAAUGGCAGCAAGAAGCUCAUGAUUUAUACCAGCAGGCUGCCGACCAAGAUGGAUACAACGACUUUGUCCAAAAUCCCCCGGACCGUCCGCCAACUGCUGACACUUUCCGUGAUGCCCGCUCACUCUUCAAGGACUUUGACGGUGUACAUUACUCGCCGACUAACGAGGAAGAAGGCCCGAGUGGUUUGCAGCAACGAAUGUCGCGCAUGUCUCGCCAACCCCGCCCCAUGUCAUAUGCCCGCCCCAUGUCCUACGCACAGCCUCCGCCGAAUGAGGGCAUGGUCUAUUACCCAGCUCCCGUACCACGCAUGUUGAAUCUGCCCAAGCGACUGUCCCAACUGCCGUCAGCCAACCAGCAAGCUCAGCGUCGCUCUCAGGUCUUGAGUGCCAUGCCUCUUGCUUCACGGCAGAGUGCCCCUUGGCUACCUCCUCUGGACCUGCCCGAGGAAGAGGCCGAAGAAGGUGCUCCACAAUCCGGCCCCUCUUCUCCCCAACUGAACCAACAGAGACGAAGCAUGAUGGACCUCCAAACCAGCCGCAUGAGCACCGCUAAUCUGCCUCCUCAACUGAGAGCAUCUGUCUUCUUCGAUAAUGAAGGACAAAGAUCACCUACCGAGGUUCAGAUUCAGUCAGCAUCGGCUGUUGCUACUCUAGACAGCAUUCUAGCUGCGUCAGUCAAUGCUCCGGUCAAUGUAUUUACCGAUCAUCCAUUCGCUGGGCCUGGCGGACAAGACAUCUAUGCUCAGGAACGUCCGAUGAAUCGUCGUAGCGCAACUCUAUCCAAGCUUGACAUGUUUAUGGACGAGAACGCAGAGAAGAAGGGACAUGAUAGAACAAUCAGCGCUGGCACGAUCGAGAAGCCCCCUAUGGUCAAGCGCAACAGCGUGAUGACUGUCCUGACUGACUUUGGUGGUAGAUCUGAAGGCAAGAAAUUGAAGAAGAGAAACAGCAAGAUGAGUCUGAUGACUGAUCUGGAUAUGAACGACGGUGGUGAAGACACAGCUACUGAAUUCGCCAAAUCACGACCCGCCAGUGUGCACUUUGGAAAUCUCGACAUUGAGGAGCCGGCCGAGCCAUCACCUCAAGAAGAAUAUACGCAAGCGGCUGCCGAAGAAGUUGCAGGAGACAGAGAGAGCAUCUACAACGACGAACAGGAUAUGAAGAUGCCCUUCUUCGCUCAGCCCACUACUUUGCUGGCUGAACUGCAGGCUCGAAAGGCUCACCAAAAGUCUCGCAAUCGUGCUGCUGCGGAUGCCUUCCCUGACGGCAUGCAUAGUACUCUGCUUCAAAUGGACGCCGUCAAACAGGUGGAGAAGAACAAGAAACAGAAACAUGGACGUGCCAAGCUCGCAUGGGAAGAUCCUGGCGCUGAUGAGGAUGAAGAAGAUGAAGAUGUCCCACUCGGUGUCUUAUACCCCACGAAGGGUGGUUUGAUCAACAGAGGCAAGAACGUCGAGGAAGACUGGGACCGUCCAUUAGGAUUGAUGGAGAAGCGCGAGUAUGAAGACAAUGAACCGCUGAGCAGUCGUCGCUUCCGUCUCAAGGGUGUACCCGCAUCCGAGGCGCGUCAGAUCCGCCAGGAAAUGGAAAGGCAGCGUCAAGAAAUAGAGAGACAGCGCCGGGAAGCCGCUCUGCCAAGACCUGAAGCAGUCCCAUUGCCGGAUGAAGACUCGAAUGAUGAUGCAGAUGUCAAUGAGCCGCUAGGACAGCGUCUACGUCGCCUCAAGCAGAAGCAGAUGCUCAAUGCAGCAUUGGGCGAUGUUGCAGAAGCCGACAAACGCAAGUCCACCGCCUUCUCCGAAGACAUUCUCAGCACAUUUGGCGGCAUAACAGGCAUGAAAGUCGUUAGUCCGGAACCCGAGGAAGAGACAUUGGGACAACGACGUGCACGCUUGCAACGUGAGCGCGAAGCAGAAGCCAAACGAGGAGAUGCGUCAGACCCACCUUCCGUCCGCACCGUCCGUCCCCCUCUCCUCCGCUCCUCUUCGUCUCUUGCGAACCUGCUCGCCGCCCACCCAGUCUCUUCUCCCGGCGGUCCUCGCUCCGCCAAUGUACCCGCAGUCAACUCCCUCCUCGCCGACGCCGCCCGCGCCGAAGAGGAAGCAAGAAGAANNAAACUCCGCGAGCGCAAUCGCACAAGCUCCUACAACCGUCUCACCAGCGGCAUGCCCCAACACCUCGCCCCUCAACCCGCACCUCCACUCCUCACCUCCAGAUCCACCGGCGCAGUACCCCAAUACUUCAACCCGCAAACACUGCAACCGCAACAAGCUCCCAUGAUGUAUCCUGCGCAUAUGGCUGCCGGAGGUAUGCCCGGCUAUGGCUUUGCUCAGCCGCCUGCUUUCUUGCAGCCCACUGCUCAGUAUGGAAACAUGAUGUUUGGCGGUGCACCUGCGUAUCCUGGAUAUGGGCAGAUGCAGAUGCAGAUGCAGAUGCCGCAGCAGAUGAUGCCCAUGCAGCAGCAACAGGCAUACGCACAUAUGGCACAGAUGCAGACGGCUGGUGGUAUGCAUGACCCCAAUAUUGUUGCGCAACGCGAUUUGAUUGAUCGAUGGAGACAGAGUAUCAUGCAUUAG